GCGCCGGAAGCGAUAGCGAUAGCGACAGCGUCGACGACGGCGACGGCGAAGGCGACAGUGCCAUUCGGCAUCAGUGUCGGCGCGGUCAAGCGGAACCGCGACGCUCGAGUGACUAAGACUCUGCUCUCGGUCAGCAUCACCUUCCUCGUCUGUUACCUGCCCUUCGCCGUGGUCACGCUGCUCAGCUUCCUCGUCGACCAUCGGCGCCUCAAUCUCGCCUGGCCGUUCACUUACGCGCUCACCUACGUCAACAACUGCCUCAACUUUCCCAUUUACGUCAUCUCACAGCCUCUCUUUCGUCGCGAAUUGCGGCGCAUCUUCUGCUGUUGCCUGCCUCGACGUCGCGACCAUUCGAGAUCCGCGGCCAGCGCGUUUUCUCCCAUGCACACGCAAACCAUCACCUCGACUUCGCCGUCACCGUCGACGUCGACGACGAUGACAAAACUUCUACUCGGUAGCCGAGACGACCGGCCCUGGGCGAAAGUGACGUCAUCCAACCGUGUACACACCAACACUCUCGGGUCACUGGCCGCUCAACACACUCGAGGCGUCUGGUGGGCGAGAUUACGUCUACUCCGCGAUCCGAUCAACCUCGUGCAGCCGCCGAGCGAACCGGUCGUAACUGAUGACGCCCAAAUCAACGUCGACGUCAACGUCGACGUCGACGCGAUUGAGCAGCGUCUGAUAAUGUCCUGUGAGGACGAUGGAUACACGAGGGCCUAG
Messenger RNA from Protopolystoma xenopodis, 723 nucleotides. The record is from the annotation of a GenBank genome assembly. NCBI's taxonomy places the organism in Eukaryota, Metazoa, Platyhelminthes, Monogenea, Polystomatidea, Polystomatidae.